Messenger RNA from Lucilia sericata (common green bottle fly), 2238 nucleotides. RefSeq lists its product as uncharacterized. The coding region runs from base 1 to 2238 and encodes 745 amino acids. Gene Ontology annotation, biological process: proteolysis. Gene Ontology annotation, molecular function: aspartic-type endopeptidase activity. The transcript has a single exon. Lineage: Eukaryota; Metazoa; Arthropoda; Insecta; Diptera; Calliphoridae. The record is from RefSeq and is a predicted model, not a curated record.
AUGCCGCAUGAAGAAGAUUCCCCUAUAGUUGAUAGGUCAUUUAAUCCAUCAUACAAAGAUUAUUUUAGAUUUGAUUGUGAACAUUUACUUCAGUAUUGUGGAAAAGUGAAUGAGAGCCAAACAGAAGAUCAAAAUGAAUCUAUAUUAGAAGCAAGGUUAAAAGAGAUAGAAGCAAGAUGGGCAAAAGUAGAUACUUCUUAUCAAAAAGUAAUGUUAUCUCAAGAUGACACAAUUGAUAUAGAAUUUAAAAACCAAGCAAGAGAUGCAUUUGAUUCUUGUACAGAAGCAUAUGUCCAAACCACAUCACAAGUUGUUGAGUUCCUUAAAAGCAUGCGCUUAGAUACAGUACAAAUGCCAAUGUUCCAAUCAACAUCUCGACCUUCAAUACCAUAUCAAAAUCAAAUGAACGAUAGUUCAAGUAUCUGUAUUAAACUCCCACCAUGCGACACAGAAAUAUUUAAAGGUAGUUAUGAACAAUGGCCCUCGUUUAAAGACAUGUUCACUGCAGUUUAUAUUAAUCAUUCAAAACUUACUCCUAUAACCAAAUUAUAUCAUCUCAGAAACAAAACAAGAGGUGAAGCAGGAGCUAUAGUAAAACGAUAUGCAUUGUCCAAUGAUAAUUUUGAGUUAGCUUGGAAUGCGUUAAAAACUAGAUACGAAAACAAACGAGUUUUGGUCGAUAACCAAAUCAAAAUAUUGUUUGAUAUACCAGCCGCAAUUAAUGAAGAUAGUGAGUCCAUAAGAAAAAUACAGUCGUCAGUAAACGAUUCAUUAGUAACACUCAGUACGCUAGGAGUAGAAGUAAAUAGUUGGGAUCCCAUUUUAAUUCGUUUAGUAUCAACAAAAUUACCGGAAUGUACUCUAGCAUUAUGGGAACAAAAUUUAACUUCUCCUCGUGAAUUACCAAAAUGGUCGCAAAUGUCACAAUUUUUAGUAGACAGAUAUGAAGCGGUAGAGCGACUAACAGGCAUUAAAACAACAAAAGACAGUUUUACUCUUUCCAAUAAAAAAUCUCAUAUACAAACAUAUACAUCGCAAGAAAACAUAUAUACGAAUUGUAAACUCUGUAAUAAUGAACAUUAUUUAAGGAAUUGUCCAAAAUUCAAAACGUUUUCAACGCAACAAAGAAUAGAUUUUGUCUUCAAAAAUAAAAUAUGUAACAAUUGUUUAAGUCCUUCACAUAUUAAGACGAAAUGUAGAAGUAAAAGAACAUGUUUUUACUGUAAGAAAGAUCACCAUUCAUUAUUGCAUAUUGCACACAAACCAUCAAUUACACCACAAAAUUCUGAAAAUAUUCAAAACAAUGGUAAUAGUAACCAUACUAAAAAUAAUAUUCAAAAUACAAAUACACAAGCUGAACAGACGAGUAAUUCUUACAAAGAUGAACCUGCAACUACUUCACAACGCGUUCAGGCAAACUGCUCGUCUAGCAACGAAAAUAUUUUAUUGCGUACAGCUUUGAUGCAAAUAGAGCAUCAAGGAGAAAUCUUUACGAUAAGAGCUUUGAUAGACCCAGGCACCCAAAGAACAUUUAUUACAGAAAAAAUAAGAAGUAAAUUAAAGUUGCCUUAUAGAAAUUCUCAUUUUGAAAUUAGUGGAAUAGGAGGUCAAAAACAAUCCGCAAAAAAAGAGUGUGAAUUUAUUUUAUAUGCAAAGAAAUAUAACCUACGAGUUCCAAUUAAGGCAAUCGUCUUGUCGAGUGUUACUAAUACACUACCAGCAGUUACGUUUAAAGUCCCAUAUUCUGCAGAACUUAAGAAAUUGGACUUAGCUGACCCAAAUUUUAAUAAAUCUUCCCAAAUCGAUCUUAUUCUUGGUAAUGAUUAUGAACAUUGUCUGAAUCUAGAAGGCAUAAAGAAAAAUAUAUGUGGCCAAACAUCAGCCUAUAAAACUAUAUUUGGAUGGGUGCUUAGCGGACCAAUAAGAGCUGAAACUGUUCAAUCAUUCUCAACUGCGGUUACUUCAUCAGAAUCUUCAGAAGUCAGUACACUAUUGAGAAAAUUUUGGGAGCAAGAAGAAAUACCCAAAACCCGCCUUACGUCAGAAGAAGAUGAUUUUGUUGAACAAUUUUACACUCAAACAACUACUCGAAGCAAAGAUGGACGAUAUAUUGUAAGGUUACCUUUUAAAAAAGAGUAUCACGAAUCAGUAUAUUUAGGAUCAUCUAGAUUUAUCGCAUUAGCUCAAUAUGCCAGUAUGGAAAAAACUUUAGGAAAAAAUAAUGAAUUGCAAGCUUAA